AUGUUCCUGAUGAACUUCAACGAGGAGCAGGCCAAGGAGCUGAUAGACCUGAUAGACAGGGACUACGCGCUGUUCAACACACUGCCGCCCUCCCACCGGAAGAUAAUCGCGGCGGCGGUCCGCACCAACCGGAUAUACGCGGAGAGGUGCUGGGCGGUGUUCGUCAUGUUCAGCGUGAUGACCUUCCCCGCAAUGGCGGUGGUGCAAAACGUGUACAGCUACUCGUUCGCCGCCGAGCCCGUCAGACACAUGGUGCACGACGUGCCCAUACCGUUCGCCGAGCCAGAGGCCAGGCUCCGCUCGCCCCAGUUCGAGCUCUUCUUCGCCUACAUGACGUACUGCGCGACGCUGUACGUGGUCAACUUCACCGGCUACGACGGCUUCUUCGGGCUGUGCAUCAACCACGCGUGCCUCAAGAUGGCGCUGUACUGCCGCGCUAUGGAGGACGCAAUGUGCUCGCGUGAGGACCAGCUAGGGGGGAGGGUGCGCAGUGUGAUCGAGGGCCAGUGCGAUCUGUUCCGCUUCGUGAAACUAGUACAGGGCGUGUUCAACACAUGGCUGGGGAUCAUAUUGGUCGCGACGAUGAUCCAGAUAUGCACUUGCAUGUACCACAUCACCGAGGGCUAUGAAUUCGAUAUGAGAUAUCUAGUGUUCGUUAUUGCCACUGUGGUGCAUAUAUAUCUGCCGUGCCGCUAUUCCUCCAAAUUAAAGAAUAUGUCUACGGAGACCGCGACACUGCUCUACUGCUGCGGAUGGGAGGGGGUGCCAGAGGAGAGGAUGCGCAGAGUUCUGCUGUUCAUGAUAGCGCGCGCCCAGCAGCCAACCGAGAUCAUCGCGUUCAACAUCUUCGUAUUCGACAUGGAGCUAUUCGUUUCCAUACUGCAAACAUCGUACUCGAUGUACACGCUUCUACGUUCU
Molecule: messenger RNA, 918 nt
Organism: Iphiclides podalirius (scarce swallowtail)
Lineage: Eukaryota; Metazoa; Arthropoda; Insecta; Lepidoptera; Papilionidae
Source: the annotation of a GenBank genome assembly